UAACCUGUUCCUGGGAUGCCAGGGUGCUCAAGUGACAGGUUCAUUAAGGCUUCUGCGCAUAAAAAACAUUUCCUUUACUUCAGUGCUUUUAGUAUUGAAAGCAAACACGAAGUUACAAUUCUAGGUGGACUCAACGAAUUCGUAGUAAAGUUCUAUGGACCACAAGGAACACCGUACGAAGGUGGCGUAUGGAAAGUUAGAGUGGACCUUCCAGACAAAUACCCCUUCAAGUCACCGUCUAUAGGAUUCAUGAAUAAAAUUUUCCAUCCCAACAUUGACGAAGCGUCAGGAACUGUAUGUCUAGAUGUAAUUAAUCAGACUUGGACAGCUCUGUAUGAUCUUACCAAUAUAUUUGAGUCGUUCCUGCCCCAGUUGCUGGCCUAUCCCAACCCCAUAGAUCCCCUUAAUGGUGACGCAGCAGCCAUGUACCUUCACCGACCAGAAGAAUACAAACAGAAAAUUAAAGAAUACAUUCAGAAAUAUGCAACGGAGGAAGCAUUAAAAGAGCAGGAGGAAGGCACUGGGGACAGCUCUUCGGAGAGCUCCAUGUCUGACUUUUCAGAGGAUGAAGCCCAAGAUAUGGAAUUGUAGUAAAAGACGUGUCCUGCUUUUCAGAGAGACUGACUUCCUAACCAUGCGCUGAGAAGCAGACUAUAAUAUUCAUAUUUAAACAAAGCAAUUUUUUAUUACUAAACAAGGUUUUUAUGAAUAAUAGCAUUGAGAUAUAUAUACAUAUAUAUAUAUCACCCUUUAGAUCUUGAUUUCUUGGUCGUUUCUCAGAACCCAAAGUGCAUCAUAGCACGUUUUCCCACAUUCCACUUGGUAGCAAUAUUGACGCCCAGAUGCCCCGUGCAUGCCAUCCGUUCAUAAUUCCAUGUGAGCUGCAUCAAUCUUGUGGGCUACUGAACUGUCAACCCAAACAGCUGCUUUGCUAGGAAGAGGGGUCUGGAAUCUUCCCUUUUCUUCUUCCUUCUUCUGCUUUUUUUUUAAAAUUAUUGGUUCCAAAGACAGCAGGACACCCAUGGAUGCAAAAACAAAACAAAAUAUACAAACAGCACUUUCAGAAUGUAAAAGAGAAGUCUCGUGGGGGCAGGGGGAGAAAUGCUAGUAAAAUGAUCAGUGGAGUCACCGGGCCUCUUUUUCAGUUCAUCUUGGCUGCUUACACUUUGAAUGGAGUUAUAUUAAAAAGAAAACAACAACACAAUAUCUACCACCGGAAUUACAUGGAGCUUCUUUUUCAGGUGUCAGGUUUUUACAAAGUGGCGUUUUGAUUUUUUAAAGUACAUUUUGUAUGGCUCUCUGGUCUGCCUCUAGAGACUGGUAGCAAUUGGUCUGUUUGCUUGGGGGAACCCUUUUUUGGGAAAAAAAAAAGCAUACAUCUGGGCUGUUAAGUCAUCUUGCUGAUCUGGAUUCUCAAAGGUGUCGACUUCUGUUUGUAAGAGACAGAAAGGAAACACGAUCCAGUAUUGGCUUAACUUUUCUGGAGUACAGAGAGUCCAAAACCCAUUGUGGUUUCAGCCAGACUCACUGGCGGGAGCAAUGAUGUGCUUAGAAUACACACAGAAAGCGGCUACAGACCUGAUUUGAAAGAUCUCCUGUUAAGAAAGAGCCCUUUAACCGGGUGGAUUUCUCCAAGCACCGAGUCAGUGGAAGGUUCCCUUGGCUGCUUCGGCCCUUGAUCCCAUCUCCCUCCGUUAAUCUUUGCGCUUGCUUGUUCUCCAGCUGCCGGACAGCGGCGGUUGCUUUGUUGAACAGGCCAAGACAAUCUAGGAAAACCUAAUGGGGGAGGCGUUAUUUCCCACCCACCCAGAAUGGAAUGGAUCGCCAGAGUGCUGUUUUCAGAGAUCCUUCAAUUGGAAAUGUUUUCAUUUUCUGCCCCCUCCCGCCCCGGUGUAUUUUUGAACCCGUGACGCCCCUCCUCAAGUGAAUGGCAAGAGAAUUGCGUAACCAUAAAUGCCUACCUGGGAUGUUGAUGAUACUUGAAUGUGGAUAAGAGCAGGAGCACCCGAACGAGAGAUGCAUUUGCCAAUGUGGAUGUAGCCUCUGCUGUGUUUAUCAAGGUUUUCCAACAGGAAAUGUGGAGAAGGGGUUCGAAACGGCUCUUAAGGGGCCCUAGAGUGGAAUCUUAAGACUUGGGUGACUCGAGUAAGAAGCUGAAUGUCAAAGUAAGCUCAGCGCAUUGUAUUUCCCCUUCUUUUCUUUUUUUAAAAUGCCAUUAAAGUUUGGUGUCAUUGUGUGUGCGUUGGGGGGAGGGAGUGUCAAAAGAGUACAGUCCUAAAGCGUGAUGGGUUUGCCUCCCUCGCUUUUCUUUUUUGGAAAGAUCUUAUGUAAAGUAGAAUUUAAUUUUGGCAUGAUUAUUUUCCUUUAAUAAAGCAAAAGCAUACCAAGUA
Messenger RNA from Pogona vitticeps (central bearded dragon), 2390 nucleotides. The record is from RefSeq and is a predicted model, not a curated record. NCBI's taxonomy places the organism in Eukaryota, Metazoa, Chordata, Lepidosauria, Squamata, Agamidae.